Molecule: messenger RNA, 945 nt
Organism: Anastrepha obliqua
Lineage: Eukaryota; Metazoa; Arthropoda; Insecta; Diptera; Tephritidae
Exons: 2
Coding region: 23-754 (243 amino acids)
Source: RefSeq, a predicted model, not a curated record
AUCAUUGAAUUACAGCAUCGAAAUGGGGCCGCGGAUGCAUUUUUUGUUAGUGGUUUUUAUCGCUGCAAUCGCCAGAGAGGCAAAGCUCACGAACGCCAAUGUGAUCUUUCGCUUUGAACUGGAUUUUCAUGUAAAAUCUGAUAAGUCGACGGAGCAGGAAGAUGUUAUUAAUAAAACUGUAAUCUUCAAUAAUGACCACAUCACCGUCAAAAACAAUCUCAAUCCUGAUGAGUCAAUAGAAGAAAAAUUAACUGAACGCCCGGAGGAGUUGUUGCUGGUCACAACCACCGUUGAGCCCCCCAGAUCUAUGUCUGAUUUUUGGUUGGAAGAGCAAAACCUCACUGGGAUGACUGAUAAAAAAUUAAAAGAAAUUGUAGAAGCGUUAACCAAGCUGAAUGAGGAAAUAUCGCCAGUGGUAGGGCGCAGUGACUUUGGGUCAUCUAAGGUGAAGAUAAUCACACGCUAUUUGAAUAUUUUGGAUGCUUCGGCGGCCGAGGCGCUCAGCUCGAACACCACCAGCUCCGGCAAUAAAUUUGAAUAUCUGCGAAAAUUUAUAAAAUUAGUGGACAAGUUGAAGGAGCCCCCCAUGGGAGUGAAUGGCGGGGAACGCACGAUGGAGUAUCUGAUACUUAAAUUAGCGCUGGAAAAAUAUCAAAUCGCAAAACUGCAAGCUGACGUAGAAGAGCAAGUGAUUGCGGCCGAGAAGGCGUGGCAGCAGUAUCGUGAAUCGAAAUUGGUUGAAGUGAACAUUUGAGAAUGAGUAGUAGAAUCUCGUUCGGAGUUUAAACCUUGAAGGAGUGAUUUAACAAAAAUGCGUGAAAUUUAAUUAAAGCAAAUGUAGCGUAGAUAUGUAAUCAAAUAACGGUUACUGGUGACCAGAUGUUUUCAUUAAAAUGUAAUCUACUGCGGAAAUAUAUUAUGUAAAAAAAUAGCAUACAAUUAAAA